Fomitopsis serialis is the source of this 2574-nucleotide messenger RNA. RefSeq names its product cation efflux family-domain-containing protein. Gene Ontology annotation, molecular function: zinc ion transmembrane transporter activity. The coding region runs from base 145 to 2502 and encodes 785 amino acids. Gene Ontology annotation, cellular component: Golgi apparatus; membrane. Gene Ontology annotation, biological process: transmembrane transport; intracellular zinc ion homeostasis; zinc ion transport. Lineage: Eukaryota; Fungi; Basidiomycota; Agaricomycetes; Polyporales; Fomitopsidaceae. The record is from RefSeq and is a predicted model, not a curated record. The transcript is spliced from 13 exons.
CUGGCACUGGCGGUGAUCUCGACGCACUCUGGUCUGGAAGACUGAAGUCUCCUCUGUGCCAAUCUGUCUUGUCAAAUAUAUCGCUACAAGGGGCGCGACUAUUGUCUUCCUGACAUUAACUAGGCGGGGUCGACUAUCCCCGCGAUGGACACGGUGGAUCCUCGAACUCGGCACAAGGUUUCUUUGAACCCUGCCGCUCUAGGGGCAAAGUCAACACUGCUCCCCCAAGCACUCCUGUCGGACGCGCUCGUAGUAUUGGCGCUUCAAGCGGGCAAGGCUUCCCUCUUUUCCAUUGAUGUCGGUGUUUUCUGGGUACUUGUAAGGUUUCUGGCAUGCGGAGCCACGGGCCUUAUGAUUUGGGUCGCAAGUACAGGGCAGCUCCAGAAGAAGAGGUCGAUUGAGGUAUUGGUCUCAUUGGGAAUGGCCUCGCUUCUACUGUUCCUGAGACAGGCAGGCCUGACUACAGCCCUGUAUAGACUUCCUGCUUCACGCGUGGUCAUCAUCCACCAAUUCUCGGCUAUGUGGUUUAAGUCGCUCAUAGCUCCCUCGUCUCUACUGCAAACAUGUGCGGUUGUAGCAGCAUUGUCAAUAGCCUUCCUCUCCGACUCCGGCCUUUCCUCCGAAGGAUUCCACGAGAUGUUGCCUGCAUACGGAGCGUUGCUCGUGGAAGCGGGUGCUUCCAGUGCACUUGACCACACCCAAAGUGUCCUCUUGCCUUCUCUCGGCGAACCUAUGUCUAUGGCCCUGAGCACACUUGGAGCGUCCAUCUUCAGCUUCCCUCUCUACUUGCUCAGACACGUCAUGACGGAUGUAGCUGCUCCGCCCUCCCUGUCCCUCACUUCACUAGCCGUCGUACCUUUCCUCGCCUACGUGCUGCUCUUUAGAGCCCCACAGACAUCCAAGACCACUAAGAGCCCUGCUUUUCCUCCGCAAUACUACCUCUUCUCGUACCCGCUAGUCGUCCUGACCUCACUCGCGCUUGGUCUCUUCUCUCUGGGUCGUUAUCCUCGACUGUCCGACUUUCUCAUCGCUCCGCUGCUGCUGUAUGGUGUGUACCCGCGUACGGCGGACUUGUCUGGUCCCUCCCCGUACGCAUCAAGCUCGCGUGUGAUCAAGGCCUACCUUAAGUCCAUCCUGUCCAACCCGACCAUUCAUAUGGCAUUUGACUGCAUGGCUAUUGGAGUGGGUCUCAUUGCCAGUGUCAUGGCACGCUGGCCUCCAAAUGAGCGAUUUACCUAUGGUUAUGGUCGCAUCGAGACGCUCUCGGGCUUCGCCAAUGGCAUCUUCCUCGUUUUGAUCUCGUUCUUCAUCAUCUUCGAGGCCAUUCAGCGGUUGUACAUUGGACCCCCAGAGAUGAACACCAAUCAGCUGUUGCUCGUCAGCUCGCUGGGGCUCGGGGUGAAUUUGUUCGGAAUGUUCGCUAUGGGUGGACAUCAUCAUCAUGGCGGUCAUUCUCAUUCGCAUGGUCAUGGGCACAGUCACGGCGACGCUCCUAGUCCUAGUCCCUCCACUUCGUCUUUCGGCGAACAUGCACACGAACAUGAAGAUCACUCACAUUCGCAUGUGGCAGAUGAGGUUCAUCACUCGCAUGACCAUUCGCAUGACGAUCAUGCGCAUUCGCAUUCGCACGACGAUGACCACCACUCGCACUCUCACUCACAUGCUCAUACCGACUCUUGCGCGCAUGAUCAUAGCGAUGCCACUCUUUCUACCUCUCAUCCUUCGGAAGCGCACGCACAUUCGCAUUCCCAAUCGCACUCACCUCCGCCACUCUCUAUCACGCCUCCCGACCGCCACAUUCCCGCGCCCCUCAUCAACAUCACCACCAGCGACUCACCGAGUUCUGCCCACCCUCACUCGCAUUCACACUCGCACGCGCACGGGCCACCAAGCCCGUUACAAGACAACGAGUUGCUCCUCCCUAUCCCGAAGCACCUACGGCUGGGCGAGGCCGACAGUCCGCUCACGCCCAGCUACCGCUUCGGACACGACCCGCACUUCGAGACGCACCAUACGCACGCGUCGGGCUCUGGACACGCCCCGAACUUGCAUGACCACAGCCACGAGCACCAUGCUCAUGAAGGGCACAGUCACAACAUGAGAGGCGUGUUUCUGCACGUCAUGGCGGACACUUUGGGUUCUGUCGGGGUCAUAGCGUCGACGUUGCUCAUCAAGUACUACGGCUGGACAGGCUUUGACCCCAUCGCGUCACUCUUCAUCGCCAUCCUGAUCGCCGCGAGCGUCAUCCCGCUCCUCCCGACAGUCGAGGGACUCGCAUCGUAUACCAGGCCGCGCUUCUGGCCGAAAGACGACUCAGGCAUCAUCGGCAGCAUCCACAUCCAGCUCGCACCCUCAGCCUCGUCGCACGACCCGGCUGGGCCACACUCGACUCGGCGGACCACGUUCACAAACGUCGAUCGGGUCGUCGAGCGCGUCGACAAGCUGCUGCGGAGCCGCAUCUCUGGGCUGGAGGAGCUCACCAUCCAAGUUGAGGAAUCAUGAUAAGAUACCUCCUAGUAUAUAUCCUUGGGAUCCAGUCUAUCCGGGGCGAGCGAUGCACACGUGUACAGUACA